AUGCCGGCCACCAACCAAAAACCGGCCACUCCCUCGCCGGCAUCGCCUCGGAACACCGCGAAAUACACCAAUAAGGAUGGUUCCAAGUACAUCACGGUCCCAAAGACCGCUGCCUCAGACUCGUCCCAGCCCUCAACCCCGACCAUUGCUACGCACCCCAUCAGCCCGCCGCCUCCCAACGCCCUCGCUGCUGACGCCACCGUUCCUUCUGUGAAUCGCAAGAAACAAAAGCGUCGACAAAAGGCCCUGGCCAAGGCUGCUGCGGCUGAGCAUGCGGAGAAUGGCCAAGCGGACCCCGCAUCAGGCAGAGUCUCACAGUCCGAGGUUCUUCCAGCCGACCACGAAGCUGUCGCAAGCGAAGAUGAUGACGAGGACGACGCGCUCAAUGGAGGCUCGGAAUCUCCAAAGACCAACGGAUAUCCUGUUCCUGCCGCAAGGUCCAAGAAAAAUAAAAAGAAGAAAAAGAAGAACGCGGCGGAUGCCCGCAAUUCCGCCGGAUCCCCCGCAAUCUCGACCUCUCUCGCCCAAGUAUCUGGGCACGGCCGGCCGCGGCCGUCGGGCAUGUCAAAAGACAAAAUCUGGAGCACGAGCAAUCACGAAGAACGAGAACGGAUCAAGGAAUUCUGGCUUGGCUUGGGUGAGGAUGAGCGCAAGUCACUUGUCAAGGUGGAGAAGGAUGCGGUUCUGAAGAAGAUGAAGGAGCAGCAAAAGCACACGUGCAGCUGCACCGUUUGCGGAAGAAAGCGAACAGCCAUUGAAGAGGAACUCGAAGGCCUGUACGAUGCGUAUUACCUGGAGCUGGAACAGUUUGCGAACCAAGGCGAAGCCCCGCCAAUGCUGCCGCCGCCCCCGUCGCGGGACUUCCCCCCGCGACCCUCGCGCCGAUUACCGUCAGCCUAUGCUCUCCGGCAACCUUCCCGCGGUCGAAUAGUGGAGCAUGUGGGCGAUGAAAACGAAGAGGACGAGCUGGAAGAGGUCUACAGCGAAGACGAUGGGGAGGACGAAGAGUACAGCGACGAAGAACCUCCCGAGCAUUUCCAGGGCCCCUAUGACCGAGACGUGACCGAUUUCCUGACGUUUGGCAAUAGCCUGCAAGUCAAGGGCGGCAUUCUUACCGUGGCGGAUGACCUUCUCAAAAACGACGGCAAGCGCUUCAUCGAAAUGAUGGAGCAGCUCGCAGAGCGUCGAAUGGCCCGCGAGGAGGAUGCUAGAGAGCACUUCUCCCGCGGCUACGGUCAUCCCAACGGCGCAUACUCUAUUCCUCAUAAUCAUCCUCCGCCUGACGAAGACGACUAUGAAGACGACGAGGAGGAGGAGGAAGAUUAUGAGGAUAGCCAGGAUGAAGAGUAUGAGGAUGAAGAGGACCAAAUGACGGAAGAGCAACGAAUGGAGGAAGGCCGUCGCAUGUUUCAGAUUUUCGCCGCGCGCAUGUUUGAACAACGCGUCCUUUCAGCAUACAAGGAGAAGGUUGCCAAGGAGCGGCAAGACAAACUGCUAGAGGAAUUGGAAGAAGAAAACCGGCAGGUCGACCAGCAAAAGGCCAAGAAGGCCAAGAACGCGCAAAAGAAGAAGGACAAGGCCGCCCAGAAGAAGCAGGCCCUGGCCGAGGAGCGGGCGCGCAAAGAGGCCGAAAAAGCCGCGGAAGAGGCAGCCCGGCUGGAAGCCGAGCAGAGACGAAUUGCCGAGCAGAAGCAAAAGGCCGAAGAGAAGCGUAAGCAGAAGGAGGCCCAGAAGAGGGCCGAAGAGGAAGCGCGGUUGAAGAGGGAGACUGAGCGACAACGGCGCGCCCACGAGCAACGAGAGAAGCAAGCGGAACUGGAGCGCAAGGCCCGCGAAGCCAAAGAACGUGACAAGAAGCUCAAAGAGGAGCAACGGCAAAGGGAGAAGGACGCGCGGGAUCAGAGGGAGCGGGAAGCGCAGGAGCGCAAAGAGAAGCAGGAACGCGACAAGAGGGAAAAGGAAGCGAGAGCUGCUAGAGCACAGAGGGAAAGCCAAGAGGCUGCUCAGAGAGCGAGAGACGACAAGGCGAACCAGAAGCCGUCGGCCGCCGCCGUCCCCCCAACGCCCCAUUCGCAGCCCAUCCAAAUCCCCAAGCGCGGACAAGGGCAUACGGUGCCGUUGUCGACGGCGUUGUCGACGGCGUUGCCCACGGUGCUGCCGCAACACCCUCCCAACCCUGCCAGCUUCGCCUCGCCCAAGAUGCCGAUGGCGACGCCGAUCAUUCCCAAAGCGCCAACUCCUAUGCGCACGCGGACGUCAUCCCAACAGCAGGACUCCGGACCGGGGAGCUCGGCCGCAUCUCAGUGUACCUCGCUGGCCAGCCAGCUCCCGUCUCCCUACUCCGGAACGCCGGUGCAGGUGAGCCCAGGGCCAGCUGGUCAGGACAGGAAGCCAGGCUCGGGAGUGUCUCUCCUCGCCUCGCAACUCGGCCAGGCAGCCUCGCCGCAGAGCGUGCAGCCCAAGCUGCCAAGUCACACCCCGCCGUUUCAGCAGAUGCCGCCCAUGGCGAUGCAACCGCCGCCAGGGCUGGUGCACCACCGGUCGCCAGGCUUCCCGAGCCCCAUCGCGCCAGAUGCCAUGUUUCCGAUGGGGUUCCGGCCUGUGCCCAGCAUGAUGAUACCUCCGCCAGGUAUUCACGGACCAGCAGGAAGGGGGUUUCCCCCGGGCCCUGUACCCCCUCCCGGGUUCAGCCAUUCAACCACGGAUCCUUUCCCGGUAACCCAAGGAUUCCCCCUCGCCAAGGACUCGCCCGCCCCGUCACACGCUCGUCAGGCCUCGGCCGGAUUUUCGGAAAAUCAGCAGCAUUUGGGCGUGCCGUCUCAGCCUAUCGGAAGACCUGCGCCCAUUGGACGACCGGGAAGCCUGUCACAUGGCCAGCCACACAUGGAGGACGAAGAUGCCCAGCAUUUGGGCAGCCGGGUCCUGGUUGACGACGAUGAGCCGUUGCCGAUGGAUGCCAGCCUGGGCGGUCUGCGCAACCAGCCUCCCGGGCCGCGCGGCUCGUUCGCCGCCAGCCCCUUCAUGGACGCCGGGUAUCCCAUUGGGCAAAACCCCUGGGGCCCCCCAGCAGCGUCAGCGCAGCAGCACUUCCACGGCCCCGGGUUCGCGAACUCAACCUGGGGCUCGCCGACGGUUCUGCCCGGUUUCAGCUUGGCAUCGCCGGCGCCCGCUCUGGGCACCGUGCGCACGUCGUCUCAGCCGAGGCAUGUCGCGGUGCGCCUGAUGCUUUGCCAGGCCUGCAAAGACCUGUCCGGGUCGGGCAACGCCGAUGCCAACGGCUACAUUGAUCUGGGCACGAUCAAGGCGCAGAUCGACGCAUAUUCCGGCGACACCAGCAUCACGGAGCAUGAUCUGUUGGACUUGUGCGAUACCGAGGGCAACCAUUCCAACGGCGGCGGCACGUUUGAUCUCAAGCCGAGCAGCUCCGGCCACGGGAAGCACAUGAUACGGUGGAUGCCGGACCCCCGCGACGGCUCUGGGCAGAACUAUCGAGCCGUCGGAGCUCCCGGGGAGAUUGGUAGCCCUCUGACAAACCACGCGUCCUUGCGGGGAUUUUAG
Ustilaginoidea virens is the source of this 3558-nucleotide messenger RNA. RefSeq lists its product as uncharacterized. NCBI's taxonomy places the organism in Eukaryota, Fungi, Ascomycota, Sordariomycetes, Hypocreales, Clavicipitaceae. Bases 1 to 3558 code for a protein of 1185 amino acids. The record is from RefSeq and is a predicted model, not a curated record. The transcript is spliced from 3 exons.